GAGGGCUCUGCCCACUCCGUGUCGUGCAAAGUUUAGAUUUGAUGCGGAUAUCAACAUUGGUCGCACGCUCCUUGAAGAGGCCUGUCAUGAGGCCCGGGGAGCGCCUUUUCUGGAAGCCAGUACUCUACUUGAAGCACUGCAAGAGCACCUACAGGCUCAGCGGAGGGGGGUCCGGAUUGCUGAUGCUGUCCCUCCGCCUUUCGCCUUGUCACUCGAUUCCCUGAUUGACCCCUCCAGUCAUCUCGGGGAAGGGCGCAAGAUGGAGACGGAGGUUUUCGACCUUGAUGCAGGGCAGUGUGUUUUGCCCUGCUCAAUGGCGGACUACUAUGCGGUUGUUCAAGCCAAAACUUUUGCCGCAUUGCGUGGCCCCCCGGGCGGUCUAUCUCAGCCAGAGCGGUUCGAGAGUUGGGUAGCCAAUGGCUGUGUGGGCAGAUCGCCCGCCCCCGGGGAAUGCCUUGUGAUCACUGCAGAUGGUUCGUACUUCCCACAUAUACAGGCCAUAGGUUGGGCAAUAGUGCUGAGUUUGCGGGGUCAGGCAACGAACUCUGUGGAGCAAUUCAUAGGCUGCUGUUUUGGGAGUGCCUCUGCGUUCCUUUCUGAGGAUACCACCAAUGCUUUUGGCGCUGAGGUUGUUGCCCUGCUGUGGGCUGCGGUAGCAGCCCUGCAACUGCCAAUCGCAGGCGAGGUCCUCUUCCGUGCCGAUAAUCAGUCCGCGCUUCACGGCGCAGAGGGCAACUUCGACAUGCCAGCAUAUCCGGCCUGCGUGGCCCUUCAAUGCUUUCACAUGGCUUUUCGUUUUCACUGCCGUCACGGAGUAAGGUACGAAUAUGUACCGGGUCACCAGGGGGACGCGGCUAAUGAGCUGGCCGACGCUUUGGCCAAGUUCGGCGCUGUAAGAGGCAUUGAAACUGCGGAGCCUUUUACUUUCCGUAGAGACUUCUGGCUUCGUGAAGGCGCUGGGGCCGCGCGAUGGCUCCCGCACUUCUGCGUGUCCGUAUGGAGGCCGUGGCAGCUGCCGAGGACAGAUGAUAAUUUCUUUACCUGGGGCAAGGAUGCCGCGGCUCCGAGGCUUACUGCGGCGCAGCUCAUGCAUCCGUUUACCCGUCCGCUUGCGGGUGUGCCCAGCAACACUGACAGUUCGGCCGUUACCUCCCGGUCCUGUGUCCUAGCAACGUUCAACGCUCUAUCUCUACUUCCCCCCGACAAGGGCAGUGAGGGCAGUGCUGCUGGACUACACGGUGCCACAGGUAGGAUCACGCUCCUCAAUGACUCGCUUGCGCGCGCCUCUGUAGGUAUAGCUGGCAUACAAGAGGCGCGGACGCCGGCGGGCACGUACUGCACUAAGGAUUAUAGGCGGUUUAGUGCAGGCUGCACGGAGCGUAAAGGGCUGGGGGUUGAAUUGUGGGUCCGCCUUGAGGAUGACCUUCAGGGUAAUAAAGUUGCGAUCUUACAUAACGAUCCAACUAGGCUCAUAGCCAGACUUGCUUUCGCAUCCUUGCAAUUGCUCGUUUUCGUUGGUCAUGCCCCACACAGGGGAAGGACAUGCGAGGAUCGUGUUGCCUGGUGGCAGGCCACUGCAAAGCUGUGCUCCGCUGUAGGAACGGAUGCGGAGUGGCUCCUUCUUAUCGACGGAAAUUGCAGAGUAGGCAGCCAAGUUUCUGAGCACAUCGGGUCACAUCAUGCAGACCCUCAAGACGAGGGGGGCCAGAGUCUUCAUGACUUGCUUGCGCAGUUGGGAGCCUGGCUGCCUAGUACCUUCGAAGCCUCCAUGGUGGGGCCGGGAGGUACCUUCCUUCAGAAGCAGACACAUUGCCUACAGCGGUGCGACUAUAUCGGUGUGCCACUGGGUUGGAAGAGAUGGAGGAUCCGGGCGGAGGUUGCGCCUGCGAUUUCGGCAGGACAUGCCGUCCCUGACCACUUUGCGCUCCUUACCUCGUGUGACCUGCACUUUCAUAGUCCUGCCCGUAGGCAAAAGGUUAAGCGCAUCGACCCUGCUGCACUACGACGACCGGAGAAUGCUGACCGCAUCAGCGCCAUCAUUGCUGCUGCCCCCCCUGUUACGUGGGAUGUUAGUGUUCAUGACCAUGCGGCAAUUGUAGUGGAGCACCUGUUUACCGGACUUUCGGCAGCAUUCCCGCUUCAGGGCAGACGCAUGCGCAAAUCUUUCCUUUCUGAAGAAGCAGGCGUGCUGCAUGCGGAGGAUAAAGGAAUGGACUUCGAUGCAUUGGAUAAAAGGGCCCACAUUGAUCAGCUUGCGGAUGAUGUCCAAGCGGCCGACAAAGGGGAUGUGCACGUAGCCCUUAAGCGUCUGUUGCGGCCCAGGAAGUUCAGGCGACAAGGCCCCGACCCGCUGCCGAAAUUGAAGCGUACUGACGGGUCCCUCUGCACUACCCCGGCAGAGAUUAUACAGGCCUGGCGCUCUCAUUUCGCGUCGCUUGAAGGCGGUCGGGAAGUCUCGGCUGACCAGCUGGUGCAGGACUGCCUAGAAUUCCAACGUCAACAGCCGGCACUAGAUACCCUUGAGUGGGCGACGGUUCCCGACCUGUGGGCGCUGUCCUCUGCCUUCAGGCAGGUCGAGCCGGCCAAAGCCGGUGGCCCGGACGGGCUGCCGCCCGCUAUAUGCCGCAAGUUCUCAUGUCAGAUGGCGACUUUAUUUUAUCCGGUGCUGCUCAAGGCUCUGGCAUACAUGGCGGAGCCCAUAGGGCUGAAGGGGGGCUCCCUAUUUAGGUGUUUCUUGGAGUACGCCAAGCGGAAAUCACUGCCGGCGGCGAUUGUCUUCACGGACAUUAGCUCCGCGUACUACGCAGUCAUACGGGAGCUUAUAGCAGGUGGCAGACUGCGUGGAGCCUCACUGGCCGAUAUAGCUGCGUCCCUGUCGCUCACUGAUGAAGACUUGCAGCUGCUUCAGAGCUUUGUCGCCGAUGAUCCUGUUUUGAGCGACAGCGAAGGAGGCGGACUCCUUGCUGCGCUUACGCGCGAACUCCACCAGGGGACAUGGUUUUUGAUGCGGCAGGAUAAUGUCUUGGUUGCCACACAACGAGGCACCCGACCCGGCAGUAGCCUGGCCGACAUCCUAUACAGUCUUUUAUUUACCAAGGUCCUGGACCGCAGGGGAGCCUUCGGAGACGAGUUCCAGCCUCCGCGCAUCCCAUGGAGCGGGGCCCGUGACUUGUCGCCGUUUGAUGCGCGCAAGGCCGGCAACUCGGCGGUCCUUGCCCAGGACCUGAUUUAUGCGGACGACUUAGCCACCUGUCUGCUUGCGCGCACGGCAGGCGAACUCCCCACGGCGGUACAACGAGUCGCGGGGUGUAAUAUGGACGUGCUUGCGGGACAUGGCCUCAAGACCAACCUGGGGCCUAAGAAGACAGCCUCUGUCAUUGCGCCUGCCGGUCCGGGAGCGCGGGAUACUAGACAGCGCGUAUUCUCCGUUGCUGGGGGGCGCUUGCCUGUCCUUCGAGACAACGGCCCGGGGGUGUGGCUGCAGGCCGUGCCUUCAUAUAAGCACUUAGGCUCCGUGAUCACGUUUGAUGGCUCCUUGGUGGCUGAGGUUAAGAGCCGGCUGCAUGCGGCCAGCAUCUGCUUCAGAGAAGGACGCAGGGAUGUCUUCUGUUCGGCACGUAUCAAUCUCUCUCGCCGAGUUGAACUGUUCAAGCUUCAUGUUCUCACCUCGCUUUUUGCGGGGAGUGGAGCGUGGCCCUGGAUGUGUGAAGCUGCCUGGAAGAAGCUGGAGGCAGGCCUUUUUAAUAUGGCACGGCAGCUGGUGCGGAUCCCGCAUGACGUGGAGCAGAACUGGACGAGACAGCAAGUGCAUGCUGCUUUGGGCCUUCUCCCAUUGAGCGGACAGCUGGCCGUGCAGAGGCUGCGCUUUCUCGCGCAGAUUGUGAAAACAGGUCCUAAUGAGGUUUUCGCUCUGUUGCAACAAGCGCCGCGGGCGAUGCAGGCCUUCAGUUGUGCUGAGUCCUGGAUGCAGGAGGCCCUGCAGCAUUCGGGUAGCUUAGGUCCUUUCGGUUCUAAGUGGGAUGCUUGGUGCGAGGUCUUUAGGCAACCAGGCAAGUGGAAGGGCAUGCUGAGGCGCGCUGAGGCCUGGCACCUCGGCAAGCUGCGCGCUGAAGCGGCGCUACAGGCAUUCUCCAGGCAGUACUGGGAGCGGCUUCCGGUGCCGGUCGUGGAACUGCCCUCUGCACAGCAUGCUUGCAUGCAAUGCCGCAUAGCCUUCCAUAACUGCCACGCGUGGUCCGCCCACGUUAUGCUGGGCUUCAACCAGGACGAAGGGACGGUCCUUGCAAGCUGUGAGGGCACUCCGAAGUGCGAGCUACUGCAUAAAGGUUCCAACAUGACCAAAGCAGAUUUCGAACUUCUCCUGACUACGGAUAUGUUCAACAUCAGCAACGACAAGAUCGAUGAUGUCCUUUCUGUGUAUGCAGAUGCGAGCAACACUUCAUCCACCGAUUGGUACUGGACGGCGACAAAAGUGUACGGAGACUAUGCCAUCGCCUGUCCUUCCCUCCGCGCUGCUCAUCAACUUGCCAAGAUGAGCAGCAAGGAGACGUUUCUCUACGAGUUUUGCCAAACACCAAGGGCACGUGCACCCAGCUGGGCAGGGAUUUUCGGUGAG
Molecule: messenger RNA, 4615 nt
Organism: Symbiodinium sp. CCMP2456
Lineage: Eukaryota; Dinophyceae; Suessiales; Symbiodiniaceae
Source: the annotation of a GenBank genome assembly